AUGUCAACUAGUAGUAAUGAAAAUGAGAGUGAUGAUGAGUUUCAGGAUAAUGAGAACAUAAAGAAUUCUUUUUCAGCGUUAGAUAGUCUUGAGAAUGAAGCUUUCGGUUCAGAGAAAGAAACUACUGAGGUAGGUGAUUCAAAAAAGAAUUUAGAUAAGAAUGACCUUGCCAUUUUUGAAUCUGCAAAGGAGAUAUUGGAGACAUUAGAGCAUACACAACGUACUGAUCUUGCGUUACACUUGUACUCAUCAUACUUACUUCGAACACUUUUAUAUAAAGCCAAUGAGAAACGUCAUAUAGCGGAAAUCGACCUUCUAUAUACAACUCAAGUCAAAGAGAAUUGGGUAAGUUGGCCAAAUUCUAAUACAAUAAUUGACCCCAAGACAGAUAAAUUGUAUGAAGACGAUAUAGGCAAGAAAACACAGAUCUACGAUGAUAUUAUAGUCGAUAAGGGUCAAAUUUUAACGCAAAAUAUGAAAAAAGAACAAAUUGAAGAUAUCAAUCUUAAUUUUGACGUGUUACCUGGUGAAGUCUCGACAAAUGCGUUGAUUCAUGGUUCACAUAUGAUGGAGAGAGAAUUGGAUGCAUACUGGCAGAAGAUAAUUUCAGAAUCAGCAAUUUCUAACAAUGAUUAUUUGGAUAUUGAUACAAUGAAUAUUCCCUCUACAAUAUCCGACCAUAUUCUGAGUAAACUUGAUUUAUUUUUUGAAGGUUUACACAAUCAAGUGGCACAACAAACAUCUAUAAAUAUAAAACAAUCCAUAGAUGAUGGACAUAUUGUGAUAUCCCAACCUGAUAAAGUGGCAGAAAUAAAAGAGAAUAAGCAUAUUGAAUUGGAUUUUCAUGAUGUUAUCCUGCGAAGUUGUGAUAUGGGUGAAAAUAUGCAAGAAAUUUAUAUGAAAUGCUUACAGUUAUUUAAUGAUAUACCAAAAACAUUUGACAAGCAGCAUUUUAAGUUGCCAAAACACUAUCUUAAGAAGUUCUCUCCAGCUCCAAAAAAGCAUAAUUUAGAAGUAGAAGAAGCUAUAAAGAACUCUAGGAAAGAUUUUAUUGCCAUUGAAGAUGUUUUGAAGAAGACAACAAUCAAAUCAAAACAGAAGGCAAAACUUGCAUUUAAAAAUCGUAAAAACACAGAACUGAAUAUUAAUAAAAAGGUAUUUUAUAAAAUACAAGGACCUAGUUUAAUAGACCUUGAAGAUCUGGACUACACCGUUAAAGAUGCUUUACUUUGA
This is a messenger RNA of Tetrapisispora phaffii CBS 4417, 1233 nucleotides long. It is a transcript of the gene RRN9, whose product is annotated as Rrn9p. The transcript has a single exon. The coding region runs from base 1 to 1233 and encodes 410 amino acids. The record is from RefSeq and is a predicted model, not a curated record. NCBI's taxonomy places the organism in Eukaryota, Fungi, Ascomycota, Saccharomycetes, Saccharomycetales, Saccharomycetaceae.